Molecule: messenger RNA, 399 nt
Organism: Saprolegnia diclina VS20
Lineage: Eukaryota; Oomycota; Saprolegniomycetes; Saprolegniales; Saprolegniaceae
Product: histone H3
Exons: 1
Coding region: 1-399 (132 amino acids)
Cellular component (GO): nucleosome
Molecular function (GO): protein heterodimerization activity; DNA binding; structural constituent of chromatin
Source: RefSeq, a predicted model, not a curated record
AUGGCACGCACCAAGCAGACAGCUCGUCGGUACGAAGGCAAGGCACCGCGUAAGGUCGUCCCGGCCAAGAAGGCUGUCAUGGAGGCCACGAUCAAGAAGAAGACCCAGCGCUACCGCCCCGGCACGGUCGCGCUCCGCGACAUCCGCCGGUACCAAAAGUCGACCGAGCUCCUCAUCCGAAAACUCCCGUUCCAGCGCCUUGUGCGCGAGAUCGCGCAGACCGUGCGCCAGGACCUGCGCUUCCAGGGCUCUGCCCUCAUCGCGCUCCAGGAGAUGGCCGAGGCGUACCUCGUCGGCCUCUUUGAAGACGCCAACCUCUGCGCCGCCCAUGCCAAGCGCGUGACGCUCAUGCCCAGCGACCUGUACCUUGCUCGGCGCUUGCGCCACGAGCGUUUUUAA